UGGAGACAGAGAGCUGUGAGCCGGCAGCGGCAGAGACUGCGAGGGAACAGGGGGACGCGGGGACAAGAUUCACGUUUUCAUAAAAUCCGGAUUUUGGACAGUGAGAUGAUGAAAUCAGAUUUUCUCAAGUAAGUGACCUACUGGGCUCAGGACUCCUUCUAGCUCCCUAUGGCCUCGGAGCCGGAGGGCGUGGAAGCCUCCGCCUGCUCGAAGUUGGCCAAACCGCUCCACCUGCAGUACCUGGAACGCUCGGUUAGGCUCGAUGCCUUUCUACGCCACACCGCCAGCAUAUUCAAUCAAGAUGUAUCCAGUGAUGACACUGAUGAUGAUGAUGGUUUGGGUGAGGGUCCAUCCUUGACCCCCUCUAACCCUCAUGCUCCACUGACUGUGAAGGACGAGCCAGCUGAUGCUGAACAUGGUAUCAGGGGCUCUGCUGGAGGAGGAGGAGGAGGAGGAGGUACAGGGUGUGGAACUCUCAAUGGAGCUUUGCUUCAAGAACAUAAAGCUGAUAAGGCCAGUUUGUACAACUUCUCCAAGCUGAGGAAGAGUCGGAAAUGGCUGAAGGGCGUGCUGUUAAGCGACACCACAGAUUCGGACUCGGAUUCGGACGACUCCGAUUUCUCCCUGAGCCGAGAGGAGCUGCACGACAUGCUGAAACUACACAGGUUCACCAGGCUGCACCAGAGCAAGGUUCAGCCUGACCGGGAGCUGCAGCAGUACCAGUACUACAGUGCAGGACUCCUUUCCACUCAUGAUCCGUUUUAUGAGCAACAGCGCCACCUGCUGGGUCCCAAGAAAAAGAAGAUCAAGGAAGAAAAGAAAUUUAAAACCAAGUUAAAGAAGAUGAAAAAGAAGAAGAAACGAGGGGAAGAGCUCUUAGAUGAGGGGCGGCCGCACGCCACCAAGGUGUUCGCCAAGUUCUCCAACGACUCGCCUCUGCCCGUAGUGAAAAAGAAGCACUUAACCGUAGAGCAGCUGAACGCACGUCGCAGAAAAGUCUGGCUUACCAUCGCCAAAAAAGAAAUCCCCAAGGCGUUCAAGCAGAAGGCUUCCGCAAAGAACUUUGUUUUAACCAAUGCCAAAAAGCUGGCCCACCAGUGCAUGCGUGAAGUGCGCAGAGCUGCCAUCCAGGCCCAGAAGAACUGCAAAGAGACCCUGCCGCGGGCGCGGCGUCUCACCAAAGAGAUGCUGCUGUACUGGAAGAAGUACGACAAGGUGGAGAAAGAGCACCGCAAGCGGGCGGAGAAAGAGGCGCUCGAGCAGCGAAAGCUGGACGAGGAGAUGAGAGAGGCCAAGAGACAACAGAGGAAGCUGAACUUUCUCAUCACGCAGACAGAGCUGUAUGCACACUUUAUGGGCGGCAAGCACAAAGGAGCGGGCGGGGACAGCGCCCAGGAGGAGAUACUGAGGAAGCUGGAUGAGAACGCAGCACAAGGGCAGAUGGAUUCAGGCGCUGGAGUGAUGCCCGGUGCUCAGAGUCAGGACGAGUAUGACAGUGAAUAUUACAAGUCUCAGGCCCUGAGGAACGCAAAGGAAGCCUACCAGAUUCACCAAGCCAGAACGAGGCAGUUCGACGAGGAGGCGAAGGACAGUCGCUGCGCCUCUGUGCACGUGGCCAGCGGAAGCGGCUCUGGGUUCGGGGAGAGCUACAGUCUGUCCAAUCCCUCCAUCCAGGCCAGCGAGGACAUUCCUCAGCCCACUAUUUUCAACGGCAAGCUCAAGGCCUACCAGCUCAAGGGCAUGAACUGGCUCGCUAACCUUUAUGAACAGGGCAUCAACGGCAUCCUAGCAGAUGAGAUGGGACUGGGCAAGACGGUCCAGAGCAUCGCCCUGCUCGCCCACCUGGCAGAGAGAGACAACAUCUGGGGCCCCUUCUUGAUCAUCUCGCCAGCCUCCACACUCAACAACUGGCACCAGGAGUUCACCCGCUUCGUGCCCAAAUUCAAGGUGCUGCCAUACUGGGGGAACCCUCACGACCGCAAAGUGAUUCGAAAGUUUUGGAGCCAGAAAACGCUGUACACCCAGAACGCUCCGUUUCAUGUGGUGAUCACUAGUUACCAGCUGGUGGUGCAGGAUGUGAAGUAUUUUCAGCGGGUGAAGUGGCAGUACAUGGUGCUGGAUGAGGCUCAGGCACUGAAGAGCAGCACAAGCGUGCGGUGGAAGAUCCUCCUUCAGUUUCAGUGCCGGAAUCGUCUGCUGCUGACGGGAACGCCCAUCCAGAACACCAUGGCCGAGUUGUGGGCCUUGCUGCAUUUCAUCAUGCCAACGCUGUUCGACUCCCAUGAGGAGUUCAACGAGUGGUUCUCCAAGGACAUCGAAAGCCAUGCUGAGAACAAGUCUGCCAUCGAUGAGAAUCAGCUCUCCAGGCUGCACAUGAUCCUGAAGCCGUUCAUGCUCCGCAGGAUAAAGAAAGACGUGGAGAACGAGCUCUCGGAUAAGAUCGAAAUCUUGACGUACUGCCAACUGACAAGCAGGCAGAGGCUUCUGUACCAGGCCCUGAAGAACAAGAUUUCCAUCGAGGACCUGCUGCAGUCGUCCAUGGGUACGGCCCAGCAAUCCCACAGCACCACCAGCAGCCUCAUGAACCUCGUCAUGCAGUUCAGAAAGGUUUGUAACCACCCAGACCUGUUCGAGCGGCAGGAGACGCGUUCACCCUUCCACAUGUCCCUAAAACCCUUCGUCAUGCCCAAGUUCCUCAUCCGGCACGGACUUCUGCACACCUGCAGCCAGGCGAGAAGCAAACUGCUGCAGGUCCUGCUCUCCCCGUUCUCCCCUCACCACAUCCAGCAGUCCUUAUUUCACAGAAAUAGCGACGACGAAGGAAGCUGCUUCUCUUUCCUUCGCUUUAUCGACGUCUCACCAGCUGAGAUGUCUAAUGCCAUGCUGCAGGGAACUCUCGCCAGAUGGCUAGCACUUUACCUCUCCUUCAAGCAUGCUCACCGGCUUCAUCACCGGCGGCUGUGGGGCGAGGAGGAGGACGGUGAGAGGAACGGCCCUGGAACUCACUUUCUGACUAACAGGGAUCUCAUCCUGUGGCCAGACAGACCCACGGCAUUCCCCAAUGUGUUUAACAGCACCGUCCUAAAGGAACUGGUCUUCACGGGUCAACAUCCAGGUCUCCUAACCCAUUCAGAUGUGCUGAUCCACAGCAGGCGUUCAUCUAGUCCUGUCUUCAGAAGCUGCCAACCCACCCAGCCACCCAAGUUCCUAUUUACAGCCACACCCAGGGUAACAGCAGUUCCGGUGGAGCGUUUCUGCCCGGAUCGCAGUGCUGACUACGAGUGGCGCCAGUUCCGAGACGGCGGGAGUUUAUCUGCCAAGCGGUGCUUCCUGUUUGGCUCACCUGAGCUGGCACUGUCCUGGGCAGCCCGUGCCCACUUCUUCCGCCCCGUGAACCCGGGUGGCCUGAUGGCCCUACAUCCGCGACAUGGGUGGUCGUUUAUCAGGAUACCAGACAAAGAGAGUUUGAUCACGGAGAGUGGAAAACUUCACACUCUGGAUCUGCUGCUGACUCGGCUCAAGACUCAGGGCCAUCGCGUCCUCAUUUACUCCCAAAUGACCCGCAUGAUCGACCUGCUGGAGGAAUACAUGGUGUACCGCAAGCACACGUACAUGAGACUGGACGGCUCCUCUAAGAUCUCGGAGCGACGCGACAUGGUGGCCGACUUCCAGAGCCGGACGGACAUUUUUGUUUUCCUUCUCAGUACAAGAGCGGGAGGCCUGGGGAUCAAUCUGACUGCUGCAGACACGGUGAUUUUCUAUGACAGUGACUGGAACCCCACGGUGGACCAGCAGGCCAUGGACCGAGCUCACAGACUGGGUCAGACGAAGCAGGUCACUGUGUACCGCCUCAUUUGUAAGGGCAGUAUAGAGGAGCGCAUCCUACAGAGGGCCAAGGAGAAGAGUGAGAUUCAGAGGAUGGUGAUCUCAGGUGGAAAUUUCAAACCAGACACCCUAAAGCCUAAAGAGGUGGUCAGUCUGCUACUGGACGACGAAGAGCUGGAGAAAAAACUGCGUUUAAGGCAGGAAGAGAAGAGGCAACAGGAGGAAAGCAGCAGAGUGAAGGAUCGCAAGAGGAAGAGAGAGAAAUAUGCAGAGAAGAGGAAAAAGGAGGACGACACCGAGGGGGGUAAGAAGAAGAAAGAGGUGAACCUGGUGAUUCCGUUCAUUCCCUCCGCAGAUAACUCGAACCUGUCUGCCGACGGCGAGGACUCGUUUAUCAGCGUGGACAUGGAGUCGGCCAUGCCUAGUCCCUUCAGUGAGAUCUCUCUGAGCAGUGAGCUGCAGCCCGGCUCUCUCCCAGCGGACGAAAGCAGCAGCGACAUGCUGGUGAUCGUGGAUGAGCCGCUGCCCACCAACUCACCCGCCUCAGGCACGGGCUCCGCCUCUGACAACAUGAAUGGUGUUUCUUCUCUAGACGUGUCCAGUUCGGGCCGAGGUAGAGCCGGGCGGAGCAGAGGUCGGCCCAAAGGUUCGGGAACCAGCGGAAAGUGCUCGAGCAGAAAAGGUCGAGGGAGGAAGUCAGCGGGCAGCGCGGCAGCGAUGGCCGGAGCGAUGGCAGGAGCAGCCGCCGCCUCCGCUGCAGCUUAUGCUGCCUACGGCUACAGUGUGGCCAAAGGUAUUGCAGCUUCCGGUCCUUUGCAGCCUGCGUUGGCUCGAUCUUCAUCCUCAACCUUCGUCCCCGUGGGCACGACUUCCCCUCAGGCUAAAGGUGGCGCCAUGGGCUCCGGCUCUCAGAUCCUCACACAGGGAACCUCACACAUUCUUCACGCUCCAUCUAAACGAGGCAAAGCGGCCAGCGGCCACGGGGGACGGUAGCAGCGUGUGUGUGUGUGUGGGGUUUGUGGAACUUGGGAUUCUGGGGGGUGAAAGUGCUCAUGGUUUAUGAUGGUGUGCUCACGGCAAGAAGAGAAAAAAGUCACCAGCCCGUGUGCCACUGUGAAACUGUGAUUGGACUGAGAUGGAAAUGAAAACGCGUCUGGAAAACCAUUAAGCAGGAGGAUGGGUUAAUAUAAUUUAGAAAGUUCUUUUGCUAAAAGCGAAUCCAUGUUUACGUCAAGGAAGGAUUCGUGAUUCAUUUAGGAGAGGAAAUAAUCAGCAGCUGGGAUUCAUGGGGUUUUAAUCAGUGUGAAGUAUUAAAACAGAACACAACACUGUACACCCAGCAAACAGCUGCAUCACUUACUUUGUUUUCUGAAUAUACACUGAUCAACCAUAACAUUAAAACCAGCUCCUUGUUUCUACACUCA
This is a messenger RNA of Trichomycterus rosablanca, 5249 nucleotides long. RefSeq names its product INO80 complex ATPase subunit (gene ino80). Gene Ontology annotation, molecular function: DNA binding; histone binding; ATP binding. Gene Ontology annotation, biological process: DNA repair; DNA-templated transcription; chromatin remodeling. The transcript is spliced from 37 exons. Lineage: Eukaryota; Metazoa; Chordata; Actinopteri; Siluriformes; Trichomycteridae. The record is from RefSeq and is a predicted model, not a curated record. Gene Ontology annotation, cellular component: nucleus; Ino80 complex. The coding region runs from base 169 to 4818 and encodes 1549 amino acids.